AUGCGCAGCUCUACCAUCGCAUCCCUCGGCCUGCUGGCAUUCGGGGCUACUGCCUCUCCCUACCGCAACAACUGGGGAAGCUGGGGGCCACAGGGCUACAAUCCCAACGGCAACAACAACUGCAUGAAUGACGAUCAAGCCAAUCAGGUCGCCAACAACUUCAAGGCUCUCAUCGCCGCCUACACCAAUGCCACUGCCGAUGCGGUCCUGACUACGACCGUCAAUGACUACUCGGACAGCGUUAUCGAGCUUAUUGAUGGCGGCUGUCCCACCAGCUCAAACGGUCCACUACCCUACCAGGCUCUCGGGACUGCGACCUUCAGCUCGCGUGCCGCGUUUGAAGCUGGUCAGGGUGGACAGCCGAAUAUUACGUUCAGUCUUUUGAACGUCUGGCACAACUGCGACACGGUCACUCUCCGCUGGCGCUCUUCUGAGCCCAACCCAGGCCCCGUGCCCGCUCCCCCGGCCCAGCAGGAGCAAGUAACCGGCAUCGUCGUGCUUGAGACAACAUUCAACGGCUAUCAGUCUGCUCAGCCUUUCCUCAUUAACACUAUCUACUCCGAAUUCAACUCUGGCGCUUGGCUUUAUGACCUGGGCAUGUUCAAGCCUUCUGGCUGUGGCGGGUCGUCGAAGCGUGACGCCGUUGCUAUUCCGGCUUACUAUGGCGCGCCGCAACUUCAACCCUACAAUCUGACACUCUUCCACUCCAACACCGUCAAGCCAAUUACCACAACGUUCACAGUCCAAAAGGAGCAUCCAUUGGGUCAGCGGCACCCAGCAUUCGCGACACUCCGAGAUCACCGUCGCGUAUACGUUCUUAAUCAAGCAGAUUUAUCGAGCAAUGAAGCUACGAUGAGUGCUCGUCGGCAAAGGACUCGAGCUGCCGUGAGCCAUGCUGGUGGACUCGCCAAGGGACGUCCUCCGACGGCGACGAAACCACCGGCUCGGCCAUCGUCCGCCAAGACUCGCCAGAGCAUUCGAACUUACCAUGAGCUGAACAAGCAGCUCGCCGCAGUCGAGCGGACUGGAGAUGAUGGCGCGGCCGAGAAGCUGAGACAGCAAAUCGCAGAUCUUGGCGGUCUACAAACCUACCAGCUGGCGAGCAUCACGGGCCAAUCUUCGGACCGCGGCGGCGACUCUUCGAUCAUUCUCAUGCAGUGGCUGCAACCCCUCGCCGCGGAAAUGAAAGCUCGAGAAUCCAAGCUGAGGAUGCUAGAGGUCGGGGCGCUGUCCACGCAAAAUGCGUGCUCGAGGAGCUCAAUCUUCGAUAUGGUGCGCAUCGAUUUAUCCUCGCAGGCCGAAGGGAUCGUGCAGCAAGACUUCAUGGAGCGGCCGCUUCCGGCUUCGUCGACGUAUUGCUUCGACAUCAUCUCGCUGUCGCUCGUCUUGAACUUCGUGCCUACGCCGGAAGGCAGGGGCGAGAUGCUGAGGCGAGCGUGCGAGUUUCUGGAUCACAAAGCGUCGCACACCAUGACUGAUGGCUUGGGAAGAGUGUUCCCGGCACUCUUCCUCGUAUUACCAGCGCCAUGCAUUACGAAUUCGAGGUACAUGGAUGAACCGCGAUUGACGGCGAUAAUGAACAGCCUGGGCUAUGCGAUGCUUGAACGCAAACGAUCCGCUAAACUGGUCUACUACUUAUGGCAGCUGCGUGACCGCCGCCCAACGAGUGGGAUGCCCUUUCCCAAAGAGCAGGUCAACCCAGGUCCGGCUCGGAACAACUUUUGUGUAGUACUGCUGCGAGGCGAUGGUUACCGACUGCUACAUCUGCAAAUGCAGAAGCAGAGGCACAUCGACGCCAAGACACAUACAUGA
Baudoinia panamericana UAMH 10762 is the source of this 1812-nucleotide messenger RNA. RefSeq lists its product as uncharacterized. Gene Ontology annotation, molecular function: rRNA (adenine) methyltransferase activity. The transcript has 6 exons. Gene Ontology annotation, cellular component: nucleolus. The record is from RefSeq and is a predicted model, not a curated record. The coding region runs from base 1 to 1812 and encodes 603 amino acids. Lineage: Eukaryota; Fungi; Ascomycota; Dothideomycetes; Mycosphaerellales; Teratosphaeriaceae.